AUCCCAGAGAUAAGAGAGGGAUUCACUCUACAAACACGUCAGUGUUAUACCUUCCUAGGUGUCAUUGAUGACCUCACCUGAGGGCCCCUUCCCUUCAGUAAAAUUGCACCUUGCUUUUAUUUUUCUCCCUCCUCCACCCCUCCUAUUGCCGUCACUGUCUCUCCCACACCCUGUUCAGCUUUAGAGACGUUGUAAAGACCGUCUAUACAUUUUACAUCGAUCUGCAAUACUUGGAUGUCCUCUAGUACCAUGGCCCUUAUCGCAGUCCUCUGUGUGCUAUCUGCGCUUACGGCUACAGGGUACUCUUUUUCCUGUCAGCUGUGCGUGGCUUCAGAUCAAACAACUUGCUCCGGUGUAAACAUCCUGUGUCCUACAAAUUAUGUCUGUGGAACGAAGCUCAGUAACAUGACAAUAAGUGGGACAAGCACUCUCACAGUGAACAGACUGUGCUCACCCCCGGAUCAGUGUAACAAAUCUGGAAGUGUGACAAUUCCCGGUGGUACGGUGCUGGUCGGCAUGUCUUGCUGUUACACUAGUGAAUGUAACCCACCAAUGCCGAUAUUGUCAAGCAUGACAGAUAACAGCACAAAUGGAAUAACGUGUCGGUCCUGCCUCACGGUUAACUCUAACGAGUGCUACAACUCCAACACCAUUCGUUGUACUGGAUCUGAGACCAAAUGCCUUCUGCAAAACACAAAAAUAACAGGGACACAACCAGUAACAGUGGCUAUGAGAGGUUGUGCCACGGAAGACAUCUGUAGCUUUGGCAGCCAGUCCUUCAACUCCAGCAGUUUCACAUCCACAUACAAUUAUAUCUGCACGAGUCGGAGUAUUCGCACGUACAGUCUUGUCUCUGCCCCAACCCUGGUUUUGUUUCUUUUGGUGAAAUUUGUAUUAUGAAACAUCUAAAGCCGAUCUGUGGUCAGCGGUGUAAUAUAUUUAUUUAAUGUGAAUUCCAAGGCUUUGCCAAACCUUUGUUAGUUCCUACUAUGUGAAUCUGCUGGCGGGAUCAAGAUGUAGAAGACUAUAGCAUGAGGAGGAUUUAUAAAAACAAAAAUUGUGGUUGAUUUUGCCCCAACUUUCACUUUUUAUAAAUGGAAUCCCUUUGCACCGGCUGUGAUUGGUGGGUGGAGUCGGGAACUUGGAUGCAGAAAUCUCUCACUUGAGUCCCCAGUAUCAGUCAAAUAAAUAAAUAUGGGGUAAUGUAAUGUCCCAGCAUCCAGUCACAACUGAAUCAGUUUUGGGUGGGCCAGAAUGGAAGAAUGAAGAAUGAAGCCAAAUGAAAGGUCAUCUUUGUUUUCCAUCAGUGUUUUCUCUGUUAUAUAUAAAAUCUAUUGUGUUUAUGACGUAUGCUAAAACCUGGGAAUAUUUUGUAAGAAAAUAUGUAAAAAAUACAAUGAUAAAAAAGUAAAAAAUUAUUGGCAAA
Molecule: messenger RNA, 1426 nt
Organism: Rana temporaria (common frog)
Lineage: Eukaryota; Metazoa; Chordata; Amphibia; Anura; Ranidae
Product: phospholipase A2 inhibitor subunit gamma B-like
Exons: 5
Coding region: 235-900 (221 amino acids)
Source: RefSeq, a predicted model, not a curated record